This is a messenger RNA of Arachis stenosperma, 852 nucleotides long. RefSeq lists its product as uncharacterized. Gene Ontology annotation, biological process: shoot system development; root development. The transcript has a single exon. The coding region runs from base 1 to 846 and encodes 281 amino acids. NCBI's taxonomy places the organism in Eukaryota, Viridiplantae, Streptophyta, Magnoliopsida, Fabales, Fabaceae. The record is from RefSeq and is a predicted model, not a curated record.
AUGGCAAGCAAGUUGCAUGUUCGGUCAAACAGUUUGCCAAAUGGAUCUCAUCCAUGCUUCUCUAGGGUAAGAGAUGAAUUGAAUAAUCUCAAGGCUUUCGAAGCAACUUCGACGUCUGAGUCAAUUGUCACUAGCUUGUCCUUUUUGGAAGAUUUACACUCUUCUUUGGAUGAUCUUCUCAAUGUUGCAUCAACCCAAAAGGUCAUCUCUCAACAACAAGGUGACAAAUGCAUUGAAGAAAUCUUGGAUGGAUCCAUGAAGGUCUUGGAUAUAUGUGGCAUCACAAGGGACACAGUUAUGCAGAUCAAGGAGAAUGUGCAAUUCCUUCAUUCAGCUCUUAGAAGGAGAAAGGGUGAUUCAACCAUCGAAACAAGCAUAGCUGAAUACAAUUCCUUCUCAAAGAAGACGAAGAAAAAUGUCAACAAGGUGAUCACAACCCUGAAGCAGCUACAAAGCAAAUUCGGAGCAUCUCAACUGUUGAAUGAAGAAAUGAUGAGAGUUUUAAGAGAAAUGAUUGCAAUGAACGUGUCUAUCUUCCAAUCCCUUUUGACUUUUUUCGCUCGUCCAGCAUCGAAGUCAAAGGUAGCCAAAUGGAUGAACAAGUUGAUGCAUAAAGGAGUGGUUGCAUCUGAAGAUAACUCAGAGAAUUGCAAUGAAUUGCAAUUGGUGGAUGCAACUUUGAACAUCCUUUUAAAAGAAGGUGCUAAUGGUUCCAACAUGAAAGUAGCACAUGAGCAAUUGGAGGCUUUGGAGAUUGCAAUUGAAAGCAUUGAGAUUAGAUUAGAAAGCUUAUUUAGGAGCAUGAUUAAGACUAAGACAUCCCUUUUGAACAUAUUAUCCCAAUAGAGACUA